AUGACGAAGAGCGCAGUCAGCCAACACUCGGCGGAUGAGUCAAUCCGAGAAGUACAGGACGAUACGUAUGAUGAGCCUGAUGACCAAGAAAGAGAUAGGAUCGAAGAAGAGUGGCGCAACAGCAUUCGCAUGAAGGUUGACCUUCGACUUUGCAGCAUCGCAGGUAUCUUGUGCUCGCUCAAUCUACUCGACAGUGGCGUGAUAUCCAGCGCAUCCGUUACGUCGAUGCUCAGCGACCUAGAACUGGACAUCGGUAACAGAUACUCGGUCUCUAUCUUCAUCUUCACAAUUGCGAGCAUUGCUUUCCAGUUGCCAUCAACAAUUGCUGUGCGCACUUUUGGUCCGCGUAUCUGGUUCGCCUUGAUCACUUUCUGUUUCGGCAUCAUUACACUGUGCACGGCUUUCGUACAGACAUGGCGGCAGAUGAUUGCGCUUCGCAUUCUACUCGGUAUUGCCAUGUCGGGUAUCUACCCCGGAUUGACGUAUCUCAUCUCGACAUGGUACACGCGGAAAGAGCAACAGCUUCGGUUUGCCCUGAUGCAGAGUGGAGAAGUCAUUGUCUUGGCAACGGGCGGUAUCGUCAACUUCGGGCUCAAUCAGCUUGAUGGCCAGUAUCUCAAGGGAUACCAAUGGAUGUUCGCUGUACAGGGGAGCAUCACUGCGUUCUUUGGCAUCUUGACUUAUUGGUGGAUGGUCGACUUUCCCGAGCACGCGCAAAACUCUUUCUACUUCCUCACGCCCCACGAGAGCGCGUUGGCAUCUUCUCGCAUUCAGAAGGACCGAGCCGAUGUCAAGCCUGACGACUUUGCUUGGUCUAAAGUCUUUGUUCACGCCAAAGAUGCAAAAGUCUACGGAUUCUGCAUCCUUUACUUCCUGCAGAACCUUGUCUCGACGUCACUCUCCUACUUCUUGCCCAUCAUUCUGCAAGGCGGAAUGGGCUUCUCUUCUGAUAAAUCUAUCCUGCUCUCUGCACCGCCUUACUACUACGCGGUUCUCCCCGCCAUCUUGUCGUCGAUCAUCGGCGACAAGUUUCAGCUAAGAGGGCCAAUCAUAGUUUUCAACUGCGUCUCUCUAAUUAUCGGGUUUUGCAUGCUGGGCUUCUCAGACCAAGUCACAGUGAGAUAUAUCGGCACCUAUCUUGCGACUGGAGCAUACGUGGCGAACUGGGCUGCCAUGGCGACUUAUCAAGCGAACAAUAUCUGCGGCCAGUGGAAGAGGGUGUUCACGGCCGCGAUGGUCACAGCUUUCAACGGAGCAGGAGUCGGCGCCGCCCUCGUAGCCGCCACAAUGGUGUUCCUAGGCAUAUACCGCGCCAUCUACGACUAUGAGCCCCAGAGCAGCAACGAGAUCGCCCUUGACGAGGGCGACAUCUUGAUGGUCCUGGAGAAGUCGACGAUUGACGCCUGGUGGAAAGCGAAGAAAAAGGGACGCGAUGGAGACGAUGAAGAGCCUGAGGGCUUGAUUCCGAACAACUAUAUUGAAGAGGCCGCACCCAUCGCCCGCGCCAAAGCCCUAUUCGAUUACGACCGCCAGACAGACGAAGAGCUCUCUUUCAAGGAAGAUGCCAUUCUAGACGUUUACGACACCACAGAUCCUGACUGGACACUGGUCGGAGUCGAAAGCGACUAUGGCUUUGCGCCUGCGAAUUACAUCGAGCUUACCGAAGAUGAUGCGGCAGCACCACCACCAGCACCAGCAGUGGCAUCUCCAGCGCUGCCAAGUCGCCCGCCAAUGCCGGCAGCGAGGGACUCUUUUGACGACGACCAGCCGCCUACUCCUGACACUCCCCCAACGCAGAGUCCCGCUGCCGCCCUGGCUGGCAUUAUACAGAAGAAGUCGCAAGAGGCAGCUCCGCGAUCGACCAUCUCACCUCCGCCUAAUGUAACCGCGCCUCCAAAACAACAGCGACGCGUGCAAUUUACCCCGGAAGAGUCGGACGAAGAAGCGCCACCGCCCCGUCUUCCCACGCGGCCCGAAUCCGAAAUACGCUCGCCUCCGCCAACUCAAUACACGCAUGCGCGGUCCCCAUCGCCUCCGGUCAGAUCGCCCCCACCCCGGAGCGUCACAUUUGACCAGUAUGAUCCUCCAAGUAGGGAUGAGCAGCCCGCGACGCCCAUGUCCGGCUCUGGCUAUCAUCUGUACAAUAUCUACGAGUACAUCACGCAGCCAGGCAAGAAUAAGAAAAUGCCAAUCACGCUGGGCGUCAACAUCCCGAAAGGAAUGAUUAUGAUUGCGCCCGAGAAGUCGCGCGAUGGACCACAACAGGAGUGGAGCGCAGAUAAGAUGGAGUACUAUUCACAAGAGGGCAAGCACAUAUUUAUGGAGCUGAAACAGCCAAGCAAGAGCGUUGAUUUCCAUUGCGGCGCUAAAGACACUGCAUCCGAGAUAAUGCUGGCUCUUGGUGAGCUUGCCGGAGCCGCUAAGAGCGCAGGACUGCGCGAGGUGAUAGCUGCUGGCUCCGGAAAUUCUAAUGUGCAGAAGAAGGGUGUUAUGCUAUUCGACUUCAUGGCACAGGGCGAUGACGAGGUUACCGUCGGUCUUGGCGAUGAGAUCUUGGUUAUCGACGAUUCUGCCAGUGACGAGUGGUGGAAAGUCAGGCGGCUCAAGAAUGGCAAAGAGGGUGUCGUACCAGCUAACUACGUUGAAAUCACAGAAACCGUCCCCAUACAUGCUCCUGCAGCCGCCAUGGCUCGAUCGGGAACCAACGCUGGCCGAUCCAUUGUCGAACAGAAUAGGCGGGAGGAAGAGGAGCUUGCUCGCCAGGCCUCAAGACGGAAGAGGCCAGAAAGUGAGGCAAGGAACGAUCAGGUAGGCCCUGGCCUGCACUUGCCUUCGCGUAACUCUAGUCUCAUGCAAACAAAUGUUGACCAUCGUCGUACUUCACAGAGAUCAUCAAGCAAGCGCGAAAGCUCCGCGAAAGACUCGAGUUCGAAGUCCUCGUCUAAGCCAAGUCAGUAUACAACAAUUUCACUACUUGAGUUUCUUGAUCUGUCUCUUACAAAGGGGUCUGCGCCUUCGGUGAACGCUGGCCAUCUACCUAAUGCUGCCAAAGUACGCACUUGGACCGACCGCUCUGGAUCAUUCAAGGUUGAGGCAGAGUUUAUCCUGAUCAAGGAUGGCAAAAUUCACCUACACAAAGUCAAUGGCGUCAAGAUUGCCGUACCGGUCACAAAGAUGUCCGUAGAGGACCUCGAAUAUGUAGAACGCGUUACAGGAGAGUCUCUGGACGACGACAAGCCUUUGUCAGAUCUGAAGAGGAGAAGCAUGCAACAACCUCGCGCAAAGGACUCUGGUCCAACCGGCAUUUCUGUCGAGAGGAAGCCAGAGUACGAUUGGUUUGACUUUUUCCUCAAGUGCGGUGUCAACCCCCAGAUCUGUGAACGCUACGCUAGGGCAUUUACCAAGGACGAAAUGACAGAAGAAAACAUACCAGAUAUUACUCCCGGGCUUCUGCGUACGUUGGGUCUCAAGGAAGGUGACAUUCUCCGUGUCACCAAGCACUUGGACGCACAGUUCGGAAGGGAUAAGCGAAAUGCUGAAGAUGGAGGAGAGGGAGCUUCUGGUGGCCUGUUCUCCGGUCCAGGAGGUGCACUGAGAAACAACACUCGUAAAGGACGUCCUGCACCGCCUGUUGAAACAAACGAUGUCGUUGACCCGAAAGCGUUUGAGCCAAAGUCCGACGACACAGUCAAGAAGCCUGCAGAUGGUACCCCGACACCGCUGGCGUCCGCACCCACUCCUGACAAGACUGCAAAUGGAUUUGACGAUAAUGCAUGGGAUGUCAAGCCAUCAAAAUCUGCGUCUGCCCCUGCGCCAGCAGCAUCUCCGCCACCAGCACAAGCACCUGUAGCGAAACCACCUCAGCUGACCGGAUCUAUGAACGAUUUGUCUCUCUUGGAUAUGCCUGCGCUCAAGCCUGAUGAGAUUGCUCAGCCAACACCUCCCGCUCCGGCACCCCAGCCAACGCAAGCGCCUGUUCAACAGCCUCCCGCUCCCGCUCAGCAGCCACAGCCGACCGGCGCUACCCCUACCCUGUUUGAACAGGUUGCGGCUAUUAAGGCUCUUACCCAGCCUCAAAACAUGGCUCCACCGCGUAUGCGACCACAAGCUCCUCAACAGCAAAACACUGGUGGUCUCAUUGCUCCACCACCGCAGCGGUCUUCCUCUGCCCCUAUGAAUCCGCAACAAAGUGCUUUUGGCCCUCCACCACCUCUACAACCUCAGCUCACAGGCUACAACCCCAACAUGAUGGGCCAGAACUCCGGACAGGGCAUGCCACCGAUGCAACAGCAAAUGACAGGCUUCCCACAGCAGAAUGGCGGUUUUGGGUUCCAGCAAAACGGCAUGAUACCGCAACCCACAGGCUACAACUCCAUGUCUCCCCCCCAGCAACAGCCCAUGCAGACUGGGUUUGCGCAAUACCAACAACAGCAGCCAACCGGUUUCCAGCAGCCUAUGCAGACUGGCUUCCAACAGCAGCCCCACUUCACCCAGGGCUUUGGGAAUGGCAGUCCCUUUGCCGACCCACCACGUGCACCGUUCCAGCCCCUCCAGGCUCAGCCCACUGGUUACAAUUCGUUCCAACCAUCCCCGCUUAACCCACAGGCGACUGGCGUCAACCGCUUCCUACCCCCGGCCCUUGCGCCACAGCCAACCGGUUACCAAAGCACUCCGCCUCUUCCUCCCAUGCCGCCAAUGCCUUCGAUGCCUACGGCUCAGCCUUUGGUGCCACAGAAGACCGGUCCACCUCCAAGCAUCAAGUUUGGUGUACAGCCCGCAAAGAAGCUUACGCCUCAGCCGACCGGGAGGGCGAACCUUGCCAAUGCCACUCCCCAAAAUCCUUUCGGUUUCUAA
This is a messenger RNA of Alternaria burnsii, 4854 nucleotides long. RefSeq names its product cytoskeleton assembly control protein sla1. Lineage: Eukaryota; Fungi; Ascomycota; Dothideomycetes; Pleosporales; Pleosporaceae. Gene Ontology annotation, cellular component: membrane. Gene Ontology annotation, biological process: transmembrane transport. The record is from RefSeq and is a predicted model, not a curated record. The coding region runs from base 1 to 4854 and encodes 1617 amino acids. The transcript is spliced from 5 exons. Gene Ontology annotation, molecular function: ubiquitin binding; identical protein binding; cytoskeletal protein binding.